AUGCUGUCUUCAGCAGCUUUGCAGAACGCCAUCACUCUCCUCCCUCAACCUCAACCAGCUUGGAUUUUGGAUUUCUCCGAUCCCUUGUCUGUAAAUAGUGUUGUGGGGACCGGGACUAUCAAUCAGAAUGCAUCAGCCGGAUCCAUCGACUUUUUGAGGCUUGGCUUCACUCAGGCUGGGCACAAAAAUUUUGAGAGAGCCCUUACCUCAACUCUUUCUGCCAAGUGCUGGUCCGUAACACGGGCUUCUGUUACCCAAUCUAAUUUUGCUCACUCUAGCACAAGCAGUGUGGGCGCCCUUGGUGGUGGGAUUGGGGCGAUAGAGCGUCAACGCGCUCAACGCACUGAGCAAGCUGAUAGGUCAAUCGGAGAAGCUUUUUCCGAUCUUGAUAAUUUAAUGAACCGGGCUGGAGAAAUGGUGAGGUUAAGCCGCGACUUGGCAGAAAAGCUCAAACAAAUUAAGGUUGGUCGGUAG
Protopolystoma xenopodis is the source of this 474-nucleotide messenger RNA. Lineage: Eukaryota; Metazoa; Platyhelminthes; Monogenea; Polystomatidea; Polystomatidae. The record is from the annotation of a GenBank genome assembly.